AUGAUAGAACAUCAGGAAGGCCUUGCAAAGAAAUUCAUUAAAGAAUUAACGGACAAUUUAAAAGGAAAGAGAUUUAAAGAAGUCCUAAGCUUUUUUGAAAAUAACAAUUAUGAUGAGAUCAUAAGAGAAUCCUCGUGGGAUAUUGUAUCAACAGUAUCGUCUUACGUUACUACAGAAAAUUUGAAAUGCAAUGGAGACUUGGUUGAAUGUUGUACAGCAAUAUUAAAUACUAUAGUAGAAAAAUGUAAUCCUUCCGAAACGGUGUUAGAACUAUUGGAGCAAGUGGAAGAUCCAGAAGACGAUAUAAAAUUUUCUAUAAUUUUAAGUGUACUUAGCAAAUGUCUUUCUAAAAUGGACAAAAAGAUGAGAGCCAUAGAAUGGUGUAUCAAACCAUUAAUAAAUGAAUCAAGAUUAGAAAAUGCAGGGAAAUGUACUAUAUUAAGAGAUUAUCUUGCUAGCAUUUUAAUCUUUCUCAUGGGAAAACCAUUGUUUUAUUUUCAAGAAGCAGAACUAGAAUCAUGUUUAAAUCAAUCAUUACCUGAGAAAAUUGUAAUACUUGUAAGUCAUGUAACUGGUGACUUGCUUUCAUUUUUAAACAUUGCAAGUACAAGAAGUAGGGAAAACAAAUCCAAGAAGAAGAAUAUAGAUGAGGAGAAUAUUGAUCUAAAAGUAACACUUUUUGAAUUGGACGAGAACAUAUCAGAUUUGGCAUAUGCUAAUUUCUACUUUUAUGUUAUAACAAAACUGCAUCUGUGGGAAAAAGUACCACAGAUAUAUGAUUGGCAAUAUAUCUUUGAGACAAGCAUAUAUCUUAUUGUUAAAUUACUACAAGAACAAGAAAGCAUUGCUAAAGGUUUAAAUCUUUUGGAACAUCUUUUGAUAAGAUUAACAAGACAUUCUUUAACAUUACAAUCAUUACAGUUGAAUAUAUACUUUGAAUUAUUCAAUGCACUUGUGAAAGUAAUGAUUUAUUCCAAUAGCGUUCAAGAAAGAAAAAAAGCUUUGAAUUUAUUUCAAAACUAUAUUGAAAUAUUUGACAUACAAGCUAGAUACUCUAUUAUUUUGUAUUUAUAUCAAACUAGCGAACAUUCAGGUUUACUGAGUUUAACUACUGGAAUAUUUAAAACUUCUAUCAUUGAAUGUCUUCAAGCAUCACCUCCUGUACCAUAUUUUUUUGCUUGUAAAUUACCCCAUGGUAGUGCAUCAGAUUUAGUGGAAUUAUCUGACGAAAUAAUCACAAGCUUGAAUCUGUUAAGAUUUUUAUUUAUAAGGGAUGAGGGAAAUCAAACUGGUAUUUGGAACUUAGUAGAUAAACUUCAACAUGAGUAUUUAAAACCACUGAGAGAAGGAAUAGAUCUCUGUAAGGCGCAUUGGAAAGUAAAAAUAAAAGAUUUGGAAGAGCAAAAGAAAACAUAUAAAAUAUUUGAAAAUAUAGAACUAGAAAAAAGUGAUGCUGAGAUAACAUUAACCGUCGGUGAUGAAAAAUUACCAGCAAUGCCAAUUCCAGAAAAGAUUACAUUUUGUUAUCAAGCAAUAAAUGGUCUCGAUGUGAUGGAAAGUUUUAGACGUUUAUGGACUUGUAGAGUUUUACUCACAAAUCAACUCGAAAAUGAUCAACAGCAAUCAAGUCAAGAACACGAUGGUAAAGAAAACGAUGAGGAAUAUGAGAAGAACAUCAAAAUGAAAAUUCUUGCUGCAUCUUUAAAAUAUGUUCAUGAUCUUGGAUGGAGCCAGCAAGCCAUCAGUGCUGGUGCUGAAUCUAUUGGAUACCCUGGGAUAAUUCAUGGAUUAUUCCCUAAUCGAGGAGCAGAUUUGGUUCAUUACUUCUACUUAACGUGCAACAAAGAAUUGAAUAAAAUACUUGAGGAACAAGCUCUUGCUGUUGAACAGAGUCCUACUAAAAAGAAAAAAACAUUAGAAUUACAAGUACGCGAUGCUGUUGAGACAAGAUUGAGAAUGGUGAUCCCAUAUAAAAAAACAUGGCCACAAGCUUUAGCCCUUAUGGCUUUACCACCUAAUGUACCAUUGUCAUUAGCUAAUUUACUUACUUUAGUGGACGAUAUUUGCUAUUAUGCUGGCGACAAAUCAGUUGACAUAAACUGGUACACUAGAAGGAUAGUAUUAGCAGGUAUUUAUAAAACCACUGAAUUGUAUAUGUUACAAGAUAAUAGUGAAGAUCAUCAGAAAACUUGGAAUUUCUUGGAAAGACGAAUAAAAGAUGCAACACAAAUUCAUACAAUUCUAACAACAACUUCUGAUAUGGCAUUACCAGAUUUAAAUCGUGCUACUGAAACAGCGUAUGCUGCUUUUGUUACAGUAAGUUUUUUUAAAGUUUAAAUUGUUUUGUAAAAUACUUAAACUAUAUAUUUUCAUUUCCAAUAGGCACGCAAUAUACUUGGACUGAAUUGGAAUAGAUAG
Molecule: messenger RNA, 2418 nt
Organism: Heterotrigona itama
Lineage: Eukaryota; Metazoa; Arthropoda; Insecta; Hymenoptera; Apidae
Source: the annotation of a GenBank genome assembly